AGCUUUACCACUGGUUUCCGUUAUCAUCCCUGAAUAUGUCAACAAACGUAGAAAGUGGAGCUCUCGACGGAGCCGCCAAGGAGGCAACUGCUGAUGUUGUCCAAAUUGACGUUGAUGGUCCACCUCAUCCUGUUGGUGGGGAAGAAGUGGGCGAGAACGAGCAGCACGAUGUUGAUGAAGAUCUAGACUUGGGAGUAGAUGGUGAUGACGAGAUCAUGGAAAUGCAACAUAAGAUCCAAGAGCUCGAGGAUGAAGCUGAGCGAUUGAGGCAAAUGACGGAGCAAGGUGCAACAGGGAAUGGUGAUGCUACUGCCUCUGAUCACGAGAGUGUGGAGAUGACUCCGGAACAGCAAGCGGCUCAGAGCCAGGAGCAGGAUAGGCGAUCAAUUUACGUUGGAAACGUCGAUUAUGGCUCAGCGCCCGAGGAGCUGCAGGAACACUUCAAAAGCUGCGGCUCGAUCCAACGGAUAACGAUUAUGGUCGAUAAGUACAGUGGACACCCGAAGGGCUUCGCGUACAUUGAAUUUGGUGACGAGGCUGCGGUCCAAAAUGCUCUUUUGCUCAACGACACUAUGUUCCGAGGUCGACAACUGAAGGUUCUGCAGAAGCGCACCAAUCUGCCUGGCUAUAACGCUAAGGGCGGCAAAGGCUGGGGGAAGGGUAAAGGAUACUACGGCAGCUAUAGAGGGUGGUACGGUAGCUCUAAGGGGAAGGGAAGCAGCAAGGGGAAGGGAAAGGGUGGCAAAGGAUGGUCUCCCUAUUAGAUAGCGAGAUUGUUGAUGAUGAUGAUGUUGAUGAUCAUUUUGCUGACUAUUGUGGAUGACAAAAAAAGAAGAAUAGAAAAAAUAUAUUAAAGAAGUUGCGU
Molecule: messenger RNA, 865 nt
Organism: Perkinsus marinus ATCC 50983
Lineage: Eukaryota; Perkinsozoa; Perkinsida; Perkinsidae
Exons: 6
Coding region: 36-764 (242 amino acids)
Molecular function (GO): RNA binding
Source: RefSeq, a predicted model, not a curated record